Nerophis lumbriciformis (worm pipefish) is the source of this 948-nucleotide messenger RNA. The record is from RefSeq and is a predicted model, not a curated record. NCBI's taxonomy places the organism in Eukaryota, Metazoa, Chordata, Actinopteri, Syngnathiformes, Syngnathidae.
AUGAAAAUAACCGACAGCGUGCUAAGGAGUUUCAGGGUUGCAAGAACAUACCGCGAAAAUUCGGAUAAAGUAAAUUGUUUGGAGUACAGUCCGAAUGGUGAAAACGCAAUCUCAAGCAGCGACGACGACCGCAUUGUUGUAUACGAUAUCACCCGAGGAAAACCUAUUGACACACUUUACAGCAAGAAGUAUGGAGCAGACCUGAUCCGUUACACGCAUAGAGAUUCCCAAAAAGUCAUCUACAGUUCCAACAAACUGGAUGAUACAAUACGAUAUCUAUCACUGACGGACUACAAGUACAUCAGAUAUUUCCCUGGUCACACUGCAAGAGUUACAGCUCUCUCCAUGUCACCUGUGGAGGAUAUGUUCAUGUCUGCUUCACUGGAUAAGACAAUUCGCAUUUGGAUCUGCGCACCCGAAAAUGUACAGGGUCUAACUGAACCACUUGACAGACCCAUUUGUUCCUUUGACCCAGAUGGACUAAUUUUCGCCGUAGGAGUGAAUUCACAGUCCAUUAAACUCUAUGAUGUCCGUGCGUUUGCCAAGGGUCCAUUUAAUUCCUUUGAAUUGAGGAUGAAUCGCUCCUGUGACUGGACCGGACUGAAGUUCAGUAAUGAUGGCAAGCAGAUUCUUAUCUCGACCAACGGAGGAAUGAUCUGCAUCCUCAACGCCUUCACAGGAGAUGUGAUGCACAAGUUUUCUGGCUACAACAACAGCAAAGGCUUAAAGCUAGAGGCGUGUUUCACCCCCGACUCUCAAUUCGUCAUGAUCGGCUCAGAGGAUGGGAGAGUCCAUGUUUGGAGCACGGAGAACAAGAUGAAGGUCGCUGUGUUGGAUGGGAAACAUCCAGGUCCUAUCAGCGCCAUGCAAUUUAACCCCAGAUACAUGACGUUUGCCACUGCCUGCUCCAGCAUGACAUUUUGGCUCCCGAGCGUUGAAGACAUCUAA